This is a messenger RNA of Paramecium sonneborni, 918 nucleotides long. The record is from the annotation of a GenBank genome assembly. Lineage: Eukaryota; Ciliophora; Oligohymenophorea; Peniculida; Parameciidae.
AUGAAUUAAUUAAUAUAAGAAUUAGAAUGCCGACAUUCUACAGUAUUUCCAAUAAUUUACAGUUUGCUUUCAAGUUUAUUUUUUGCAUUGACUGCAUUGACAAUAAAAUUAGUACCAGAAGUGGCUCCAACUUAAGUUUUAUAUGUUAGAUCAUUGUUUACAAUAAUAAUGUUAAAAUGGAUAGCAAAAGAUAAAAUAGAUAGUUAUCCAAAGAAAUAGUUAAAUAAAUUAUAAUGGAGAGGAUUAUGUGGAGGUUUAGGAACAGUUGCUUGGUUUUGGGCAGUUGGUUUGAUUUAAUCAUCAGAAGUAAUAGUUUUAUCAAAAAUAUCACCAUUAUGGACUGCUUUAAUAGCUGCAUAUAUUACGAAAACUGAUAGAUUAACAUAAAAAUUGUUAAUAAUAAUAAUAUUAUGUAUAAUUGGUGUAAUUUUGAUUGCAAGACCUCCUUUUUUAUUAUAGAUAUUAGGAGAAAACAAUGAAGAUGAAAAGAAUGACUAUGAUAUUCAUAUGUUAGGAGUAAUAUUGGCAUUAUCAGCUUCAAUUACAUAAUCAAUAGUUUAAGUAAUAAUAUCAAAUUUAGCUAAAUCUGUAAAUUAGAUGACAAUUCUAUAAUAUUUUUCAUUGUAUACAAUAGUGUUGCCUAUGCUAUUUUAAUUGUACAAUCAAUUUCCAUUGAAAUUUCCUACACAAAAGGAAUGGGUAUUCUUAUUAUUGAAUAGUGCUUCUGGAGGUUUGGCAUAAUUUUUUAUGAAUAGAUGUUUUAUAUUGGGCAAAUUGAAUAAGAUGUCACUUGUAGGAUAAUCAUAAGUACUAUUUAGCUAUUUUUUUGAUAUUGUUGUAUUGAAUGAAAGAAUUAAUAGUUUAAGUAUUAUUGGAAGUAUUUUAGUAUGUGGAUGUUUGAUUAGUGUGAUUUUAUGA